GUGACUCUUACGUUUCGACCUCGACCUUCCAUGAAAAUAAUCUGGUAUGAGAUCACUGACAGCUAAGAUUUUAGAACAAGAGACAUUAGUUUUAUUUAUUUUUUUCAGAAGCAAAGGACGGAUUUGGGAGAUCUUAAAAUGGCACCAUAAAGGAAGUCAGCCAUUAUGACGAUGUAGAAUACCUUCUUAAAGUCUCUGUUCUUACCUCAGCCCUUGAGGAGCAUGCCUAGUCAGAUGUCUUAUUGUGAGCAAGAUUAAGAUGAUGGAUGACAGUACCUGUAAUUAGUGGAGGGCAUUGUCCAGGUCACUUACAGGCAAGAUUUGUGACAAGACAUGGAUAGCUUAAUUGUGGAUUUGGAUAAAGUGUUAGAUGACUUUGAGGCAGAAGAGACUGGAGGAAAGUCUUGUCCUGGACAGGAAGCCAAACCGUCAGAUUUCUCCAGCUUUGUGGCGCUGAAGGAGGACCGGCCGUGGGAGGACUUGUCUAACAUUACGGCUAGUUCCGACUCAUCGUGGACAGGAGGCGUAAAUCACAGCAAUCACAUGACAGUCUAUGACAUUCCCUACAGCCCUAGCGACCAGUUUGAUCUGUCAGAGGCCGACUUUGCUCCCUCCACAGAUUAUAAAUCUAGCAUUACUGAGAAUGGUUCUAUUGAGGAGAAAGUGGUGGCAAAGCCACCACACUUGGUCAUGAAUGGUGAUCACAAACUGGAAAUUGUCACUAAUGGAUCCCAGGACUAUAAAUACCCCAUACAGGCUCGUGAUGAGUUUACACCAGUUUAUGAGAACCAGCCAUUCCCCCCAGACUUGGCUCAUGCCAUCUCAAAUGGGGUUAACAAGUCAAAUCUGACCUACAUUCAAGAGGUUGGGGAGAAAUCAGACCACCUAAACUCCUCCUUAGCGUAUCAGUCUCAUGCAAAAGAUGCUGGGACCCACACCUCUCUAAAGCCAGGAUCUAUCCAGCAAAUGAUGCCCCCCACCUAUCCUUCUAUUGACAAUUCCAUUGACUCGGGUGUGAACAGUAUAGACAGCAACAUGACCCUCUCCCCUACAAAUCUGGUGCUGCAGCCAAUGUCACUUCAUACUGGCAACUUAAUGCAGCAACAGGUGACAAGUUCUGUACAGACUACUUCACAGAAUAAAACAGAACCACCAGCACAGGAAAACACUUGCCCAGUGAGUCGUGAGAUUCUGAACGUGGCAAACACUAGUCUUCUAGUGAACAGUACAACACAGAUUGGGUCUUCUAGUCAUACCACAGUCAAUGGCAUGGAAGCUGUUGACCUGCAAUCUAUGCCUGGUUCCUUUCAGAGGUCAGACAUGAACAAUGGAAAGGAAAAGUCCUCAAAUGUGUCUGAUUCUUCAGGAGAGGGAGAUAGACAAAAUGUAAACAGUGACAGACAGUCAUACAAGACUGGUGGGGACAUUCCAAACAGGGAGGUGGUUCUCAGUGUUCAACAGGAGGACUCGACAUGUGAUAAUCCAGGAGGAGGGAGUCUGGAUUCCAUUUCUGCAUCAGUGUCACAGGAUAUCUCGUCUGACAGCGAAUCUCCAAAAUCUGGAAACAUUGCACAGUCUAACACAGCACAUAUGAUGGUAGGCAGAGUCAGUAAUCCUGCAGCAAUCAGUGAUGUUUCCCACAAUUCAGCAGAAUUUUCCCACAGGGAGGGUCAGUUCUCGAUGGCAGAAGUGAAUGUUACAGAGAAUGCGUCCUCAGUAGAUACAACUUUCGUUAAGGAAAUCCCCUCAAGCAUGGAUCCGGUAACUAUGGAGCCUGUAACUAUGGAUUCACCAGCUGUCGUUGGAUUCUGUGAUUCUGAAGUCGACAUAUCAGACAUUGACAGCUAUCUUGGGGAUGUUAGUGGUAACAUACAAACAGAUGGACAGAAAGCAACUGUUCACCCCGAAGAACCUGUGAUCCACUCCCCAGAUUUCAUGGAUUGUACCCAAACAGGAGAACAAAACAGUGAAAAUGUGAGUAAAAGUGACUUAAUGGAGACCAAUUCAGUUACACAACCCUCUCAGUGUGACGUUCAAAGUAAUGAGAGAGUAGACUUACUGAAUACUGUGCAGGAACCUGAACAGGAACAAAUCUCUCAGGGUGAAGAACGUUCAGUAGGAAAGACUGUUUCACCCAGAGAGUCCACAGAUUUGGAAAACCAAGAUCUCCCGGAGCCUCCUCUCUCCCCAAUGGGUGCACGCCCCAAGGAGCCCUUGCAACCAGUCACUGCCCUUCCUAGUGAGCUACCAAAGGUAUUAGAUGCUCGACCGAAGGAACCUACUCAGCUGAUAGUCACACACGGUGAACAAAACACAGAACACACCUUGUUAGAGCAAAGUAAACAAGGGGUCAAUGAUACUAAAUCAUGUGUUCAAAUGCCAGACUCUGCAGAGGAAAUGGACCCUGAUUUAGCUGCAGCCAUUGCUUUGUCACUGCAGGAAAGUGGCAUGGAGGAAGCUUUGAUGAGGCCCCAUGAUGAGUACACUCAGUCAGAGGGCCGUCCCCACUCCUGGGGGCCAGGGGAGGUGGGAACCCAGCAGCAGAGGAGACCUAAUAGUUUGAACCUCCCCCUCCGAGGUGAGCCAGGUCAUGAGAGGUUAUCAGCUCCCUUUACAUUCCCAUACCCCAACAACACUGAGACUAGCCCAGAAGUUGAUGGUACACCUGAGGGCAGGUCCUCACAGGAUAAUGCUCAGGAUCUGACCACUCAACUGGAGACCUCUGCACCAAAUCAAGAACCAUUAGAGGCAGGGUUUAAUCCCUCGGGCGUGGGGCAAGUGGCUCCAAAAUGGAUACCUGACAAUGAGGCCCCAAACUGCAUGGGCUGCGACAUGAAGUUCACCUUCACCAAGAGGAGACACCACUGUCGAGCAUGUGGAAAGGUGUUCUGCUCUACGUGCUGUAAUCUGAAGAGUCGCCUUCCGUACAUGGACAACAAAGAAGCUAGAGUAUGUGUACCCUGUCAUCAGCUGAUUGAAGCGGAUUUGUUGAAUGAAGCAGAAAGAGGUAUGGUAUCGACCUCAGGUGAACGAUCUGCAGCCUCAACCCCUGCUGGUGUACUCAAGCGUGAUGGGACACAAAGACGACAGGAGCCCAAACAGGUAAUGUUUUCUGACGGAAUCCGGCCGGGAGGAGACCUGACGGAGCUGGAUGGUUCGAACCUGGCGUCAUCUCGUCUACCGCUGCGUCGAUCUGCCAGAAGUCAAAAACGUGUAGAAAAAUCAAGUGCAGAUGGUGGUGGGAGACGAGUGCGCUCGAGUGGGACCCAGAGGACUCAAUGCCUGAUCCCCGAGUCUGGGUUACCUCCUGUAGUCGUUAGUCUCAAGCCAAAUGAAGAAGCAGUUCUUGAGGACAACCCAUCAAUAGAAAAGUACUUACCACAGAUAAAAGAUGACAAUGCGGACCCUGUGACCUUUGCACUUUGUUCUAACCUCCACGUUUUAGUCAAGAUACUCUCAUUGGACUGUUGUGUUAAUCGGGUGUGUUGGAGUUUUACGUCACGGGGUAUGUGUACUGUUGGCCAGGAUGAAAUCGUCAUAAUACUAGAGACUCUCCCGGAGGAGGAGGUCCUUCCUGUGGACAUUUUCCGACAUCUGUACCACGUGUACGAGGAAGCAGGCAGAGGUAACACGGUGUCAGACAUGGGACAUUCAAUAUUUACCCAGACAUUCCUCGACGACAGAGACCACGGGGGAUUUCUCUACAUAAAGCCGACGUUCCAGUGUCUGCACAAACUUGUGCUGCCUACACCCCCCUACCUGUUUGGGAUCCUCCUACAGAAGUGGGAAAUGCCCUGGGCCAAAGUCUUUCCUAUCCGCCUUCUAUUGAGGCUUGGGGCGGAAUACAGAUAUUACCCCUGUCCAUUGAUCAGUAUCCGAAAUCGAAAACCCGUCUUCUUUGAAAUAGGACACACAAUCAUGAAUCUCCUUGCAGACUUUCGCAAUUUCCAGUACAUGUUGCCCCAGAUCCGAGGAAUCACAAUUCACAUGCAGGACAAGCGUACUACAGUCAGCUUCCCUCGAAAUCGAUACGAAGACUUGAUGAAAGUUGUGGAAAACAGCAAUGAGCAUGUGAUGGCAAUAGGGGCGUGUUUCAGCACCGAGGCCGACUCCCAUCUAGUGUGUUUACAGAACGAUGAUGGAAAUUAUCAGACGCAGGCCAUCAACAUACAGAACAAGCCACGGAAAGUGACGGGAGCCAGUUUUGUCGUGUUUAAUGGUGCCUUGAAGCCCAGUUCUGGACUGCGGGCCAAGUCCAGCAUAGUGGAAGACGGCUUAAUGGUCCAGAUCACUCCGGAGUCCAUGGCGGCUCUCAAACAGUCCAUCAAGGACAUGCGGGAGUUCACCAUUGGUUGUGGUCCUCUGGCAUCACAGUCACCUGAGGAAGUGGUUCUCAUCCAGUGGGUUCGCGAGGACAAACACAUCAACAUUGGAGUGAAGAGUCCGGUAGAUGGCAUGGCUAUGGAUGGGAUCACAAGUGUUCACAUUCCGCACGCCACCGACUACGUGGGAGAGCAUCGAGUUAUCAGGUGGACGGACGUCUUUUUCAUAGAGAACAAAGACGGGGGAUCUCGAGAACCCGUGGACGUCAGUCGAAUGGCGGAAACUCUGGCCAGUGCUGCGUGUAUUGCUCUCACUCCACAUCUGGACCAGCUUAAGGAGGCAGACCUGGUCAAGAUCGGACUAAGGGUGUCCUUAGAGACGGACAAGGUGGGCUAUGAAAUUGGAGCCAAUGAAGAAAAGUUGCCUGAUCUUUACAUGAAUGACUUAGACAACGAGUUGAUUCCUGUCAUCCACAGUGCAGUUCCCCUCUGUCGGGGGGGAUCAGUGGUCUUAGAGCUUAUAUUUCAUAUUCUGGAGUAAUCAAUAACAUCGAUGUCUGUACAUAGUGUUGUUGUUAAUUGUGACACAAAUACCGGUAGAUGACGUAUGUUUCGUUACUGCAUCACUGACAUCAGAACAGGAUUUUACGAGUGCCAGUCGAUGUAAUGACGUGUUCAUGUCCAAAGUUCUUAAUGUACAGAAAUUAUUUAUUCAGAGAAUUUUAUGAAGAAGUUGGAUAUUUCUCACCAUUCUGCAAUACAUGUAGUGCAUUUAUUUGUGAUGUAUUUUCUAGAUUCACUUAAAUAAAGUGAAUUGUCAAAGAAUAUGUUCAGGAGGCAACAUGUUUUUUUUUUUUCAUUUUUCUUUUCAGUUUUAUUUUUUGAGUGGUAGGGGAAUGUAAAAGAUUGCAUAAAAAUUAAAUUAGGGAAAUUAUGAAACUGUUUUUGAAUAAUAGUUGUAUAUUUUUUCAAAUGAAUACAGAAUUCUUUCUUGUUAAUGAGUGAAGUUCUACAUAAUAGAUUUCUCAGCGAGAGGGGGUUGGGAGCGGGCUUUUUUUAAUUAAAAGAUUAUAUCAAUUUGUAUUGUCGUGUAGGGGUUGUGAAUAAAUCCUUUAAUGCGUCCAGUACUUAGAGUCAGAAAUAUCUAACACUGGAUAUUUGCAGGCCUCUUUAAGACAUUAAAAUAUGUACAUUGUGUAAUUCAGAUUUUACACAUUUCAGGGAUUUUUGUAACUGUUUUUCUUAGUCAGCAUUUUCUUCAAGUCAUAGGGUUUGAAAAUUAAAAGUCAGAACAGAUUCUCUACUCAUAUCUGCCAUAUUAAUUUUGUAAUAGAUGUUACGUUUGAAUGUGUUAUAUAGUAGUAUAUAUAUAUAUAUAUAUGGGAGAUACAGUAUUGAUUUUGUAACAGGUGGUUGAAUGUGUUGUAGUAUGUAUAGGGGAGAUAUUUUGUCAAUUUGAAAACAUUAUGGUAUGUGUAUAUCUUAAAUCUUUGUAAUUUUUAAUAAAUUUUAUGUUAAACAUUUAAAGAAACAUAAGAACAAAGUCAAUAUCUAUAAUAUUAUAUAUUUAUUCAGCUUCAUUAUACAUUGAAAUACAGUUAUUGUUGGAGAGAUCUAAUUUGUUAAGGACGAAAGGAAGUUGUACCCUGGAAUGAGGAUUGAAAUCAUUGCUAAUAAAGAAAUAAUCUGCAUA
Ostrea edulis (European flat oyster) is the source of this 6015-nucleotide messenger RNA. RefSeq names its product zinc finger FYVE domain-containing protein 9-like. Gene Ontology annotation, molecular function: metal ion binding. Gene Ontology annotation, biological process: endosomal transport. Bases 334 to 4863 code for a protein of 1509 amino acids. Lineage: Eukaryota; Metazoa; Mollusca; Bivalvia; Ostreida; Ostreidae. The transcript has 19 exons. The record is from RefSeq and is a predicted model, not a curated record. Gene Ontology annotation, cellular component: early endosome membrane.